AUGGAAAUGAACAUUGUAGAAAGAGAAGAAAAGAUCUUGUUGCAUAACCUUAACACAAGAUUUAAAGGUUUUUGGCUAAAAAGGCAAGACUUCACAGACUCUUUUAAAAAGUUGCAUCCAACAGAAAGGACAUAUACAUGGUCAAAUCAAGAAGCAGCAACAAGAAUUGAUUAUAUUUGGUUGUCAGAAACAAUUGCAGCUAGUUUUCAAGAAGCCAAUAUAGAAGAAGCAGAAGGUAUAACAAGUAGUGACCACAAGAUAGUUACAACA
Molecule: messenger RNA, 270 nt
Organism: Cetraspora pellucida
Lineage: Eukaryota; Fungi; Glomeromycota; Glomeromycetes; Diversisporales; Gigasporaceae
Source: the annotation of a GenBank genome assembly